Messenger RNA from Calliphora vicina (urban bluebottle blowfly), 6954 nucleotides. RefSeq names its product RNA polymerase II subunit RpII215 (gene RpII215). The record is from RefSeq and is a predicted model, not a curated record. Gene Ontology annotation, cellular component: RNA polymerase II, core complex. NCBI's taxonomy places the organism in Eukaryota, Metazoa, Arthropoda, Insecta, Diptera, Calliphoridae. Gene Ontology annotation, biological process: transcription by RNA polymerase II. The transcript is spliced from 6 exons. Gene Ontology annotation, molecular function: DNA binding. The coding region runs from base 418 to 6096 and encodes 1892 amino acids.
AAUUUCUUUAGACGGCUGCCACAACCUGCUGCGUACGUCCAACAAUUUCUGAAAAAAAAGGCCGGAAAAAUUGCUUAAAAAUCACGAAAAACAAUAUAAAAGUGAACAUUAAGUGUAGCAAAAUGUUUAUUCAAUAAAAUUUUGCCAAAAUAAAUGAAUUUUUCCGUGAAAAAAUUCAUUUGAAAAUUUCUUUGUUGAGUUGAUGAAAUUCAUAUAAAAUCACGAAGCAACGAGUCAAAAAACGACAGAAAACGAACUGUUAGAAAAGUGUUGAAAUCGCCAGCGGAGUCUCAGCUCGAGGUUAGCGGAGCGCUAGCGAAAGUUUUUUUCUUUUAUUUUACACAAGACAAGCGGGGAAGUACUAAAACCCCCAAAAACUUUAAAUAGAACAAUAAUAACUGAAAUUUAAACAAAAAAAUGGCUACAAACGAUUCCAAAGCGCCUAUUAGGCAGGUGAAACGUGUGCAAUUCGGUAUACUGUCUCCGGAUGAAAUUCGACGUAUGUCAGUGACAGAAGGUGGAGUAAUGUUUGCCGAAACCUUGGAAGGUGGCCGUCCCAAAUUAGGCGGUCUUAUGGAUCCCCGCCAGGGUGUCAUUGAUCGUACAUCACGUUGCCAAACAUGUGCUGGCAACAUGACAGAAUGUCCUGGCCAUUUUGGCCACAUUGACUUGUCAAAGCCUGUCUUUCACAUUGGCUUCAUUACAAAAACAAUUAAGAUUUUAAGAUGUGUUUGCUUUUAUUGUUCCAAAAUGUUGGUGUCGCCCAACAAUCCCAAAAUCAAAGAAAUUGUUAUGAAAACAAAGGGCCAGCCGAGAAAACGUCUGGCUUAUGUUUACGAUUUGUGUAAGGGCAAAAAGAUUUGCGAAGGUGGUGAAGAUAUGGACAUGACAAAAGAUGGCCAACCGACUGAUCCAAACAAAAAACCCGGACAUGGUGGUUGCGGUCAUUACCAGCCAUCGAUUAGAAGAACUGGUUUGGAUUUGUCGGCCGAAUGGAAACAUGUCAAUGAAGAUUCACAGGAAAAAAAAAUGGUCAUAACAGCCGAAAGAGUUUGGGAAAUUCUAAAACACAUUACUGACGAGGAGUGCUUCAUUAUGGGUAUGGAUCCCAAAUAUGCUCGCCCCGAUUGGAUGAUUAUUACAGUAUUGCCCGUACCUCCAUUGGCUGUGCGACCUGCCGUUGUGAUGUUUGGUGCCGCCAAGAAUCAGGACGAUUUGACGCACAAACUUUCCGACAUCAUUAAGGCCAACAAUGAAUUGCGUAAAAAUGAAGGCACCGGUGCUGCAGCUCAUGUCAUUAUGGAGAACAUUAAGAUGUUACAGUUCCAUGUGGCUACACUCGUUGACAAUGACAUGCCCGGUAUGCCAAGAGCCAUGCAAAAGUCCGGCAAACCUCUAAAAGCCAUCAAAUCACGUCUAAAGGGUAAAGAAGGUCGUAUUCGUGGUAAUUUGAUGGGAAAGCGUGUUGAUUUCUCAGCACGUACUGUCAUCACACCCGAUCCCAAUUUACGUAUUGACCAGGUCGGUGUACCCCGAUCCAUUGCACAGAAUUUAACAUUUCCCGAAUUGGUGACGCCCUUCAACAUUGAUCGUAUGCAGGAAUUGGUCAGACGUGGUAACUCACAGUAUCCGGGCGCCAAAUAUAUUGUACGUGACAAUGGCGAACGUAUCGAUUUGCGUUUCCAUCCCAAACCCUCAGAUUUACAUUUACAAUGCGGCUACAAAGUGGAGAGACAUUUACGUGACGAUGAUUUGGUUAUUUUCAAUCGUCAGCCCACUUUGCACAAGAUGAGUAUGAUGGGUCAUCGUGUUAAGGUUUUGCCUUGGUCUACAUUCCGUAUGAACUUGUCGUGUACCUCACCCUACAAUGCUGAUUUUGAUGGUGACGAAAUGAAUUUGCACGUGCCACAGUCUAUGGAGACGAGAGCUGAAGUUGAGAAUAUUCACGUUACUCCGCGUCAGAUUAUUACACCUCAGGCCAACAAACCCGUCAUGGGUAUUGUGCAGGACACACUGACAGCCGUUCGUAAAAUGACAAAACGAGAUGUCUUCAUCACGCGCGAACAAGUCAUGAACUUGCUUAUGUUCUUGCCCACUUGGGAUGGCAAAAUGCCACAGCCGUGUAUUUUGAAACCCAUGCCCCUGUGGACUGGCAAACAGAUAUUCACUCUCAUCAUUCCCGGCAACGUAAACAUGAUACGUACUCACUCCACACAUCCGGAUGACGAAGAUGAAGGCCCCUACAAAUGGAUAUCACCCGGUGACACCAAGGUAAUGGUAGAACACGGUGAAUUGAUUAUGGGUAUUUUGUGUAAGAAGACCCUGGGUACUUCAGCCGGUUCACUGCUGCAUAUUGUGUUCUUGGAAUUGGGUCACGAGAUUGCCGGCCGUUUCUACGGUAACAUUCAGACUGUCAUUAACAACUGGUUGCUGCUGGAGGGUCACAGUAUCGGUAUUGGUGACACAAUUGCCGAUCCUCAGACCUAUAAUGAAAUUCAGAUGGCCAUUAAGAAAGCCAAAGACGAUGUCAUCAACGUUAUUCAGAAGGCUCACAACAUGGAGCUGGAACCCACGCCCGGUAAUACUUUGCGUCAGACUUUCGAGAAUCAGGUAAAUCGUAUUUUGAACGAUGCUCGUGACAAGACUGGUGGUUCCGCUAAGAAGUCUCUUACUGAAUACAACAAUCUAAAGGCUAUGGUGGUGUCUGGUUCGAAGGGUUCCAACAUUAAUAUUUCCCAGGUUAUUGCUUGUGUGGGUCAACAGAACGUAGAAGGUAAACGUAUUCCAUAUGGUUUCCGCAAGCGUACUCUGCCACAUUUCAUCAAAGACGAUUACGGUCCUGAGUCCAGAGGUUUCGUUGAAAAUUCAUAUCUGGCCGGUUUGACUCCUUCCGAGUUCUAUUUCCACGCUAUGGGUGGUCGUGAAGGUCUUAUUGAUACUGCUGUAAAGACUGCUGAAACUGGUUAUAUCCAGCGUCGUCUUAUAAAGGCUAUGGAGUCGGUAAUGGUAAAUUAUGAUGGUACAGUGCGUAACUCUGUGGGUCAGCUUAUUCAGUUGCGUUACGGUGAGGACGGUUUGGCUGGUGAAACGGUAGAGUUUCAGAAUUUGCCCACCGUCAAGUUGUCGAACAAAUCGUUUGAAAAACGCUUUAAAUUUGAUUGGUCCAAUGAGCGCUAUAUGCGCAAGGUCUUUACGGAUGAGGUGAUCAAGGAUUUGAGUGAGAGUGGCAAUGCUUUACCCCAACUGGAAGUAGAAUGGGAACAAUUGUGUCGCGAUCGUGAAGCUUUAAGAGAAAUUUUCCCCAAUGGCGAUUCAAAGGUUGUAUUGCCUUGUAAUCUACAAAGAAUGAUUUGGAAUGUGCAAAAGAUUUUCCACAUAAACAAAAGAAUGCCCACUGAUUUGUCGCCCUUGAGAGUAAUAAACGGUGUACGAGAUCUAUUGCAACGUUGUGUCAUUGUGGUGGGUAACGAUCAUCUCUCCAAGCAGGCCAACGAGAACGCCACUCUGUUGUUCCAGUGUUUGGUACGCUCCACUUUGUGCACCAAAUAUGUGGCCGAAGAAUUCCGUUUGUCCGCCGAGGCCUUUGAGUGGUUGAUAGGAGAAAUCGAGACGAGAUUCCAACAGGCUCAAGCCAAUCCCGGUGAAAUGGUGGGUGCCUUGGCUGCCCAGAGUUUGGGUGAACCUGCCACACAGAUGACACUCAACACUUUCCAUUUUGCUGGUGUAUCCUCCAAGAACGUAACCCUGGGUGUACCUCGUCUUAAGGAAAUUAUCAAUAUUUCCAAGAAACCCAAAGCUCCUUCCCUAACGGUCUUCUUGACGGGAGGUGCUGCCCGUGAUGCUGAGAAAGCCAAGAAUGUGCUGUGUCGUUUGGAACACACCACUUUGCGUAAGGUGACAGCCAAUACCGCCAUCUACUAUGAUCCCGAUCCUCAACGCACCGUCAUAGCCGAGGAUCAAGAAUUCGUCAAUGUCUACUAUGAAAUGCCCGAUUUUGAUCCCACGCGCAUUUCACCCUGGCUGCUGCGUAUUGAACUCGAUCGCAAGAGAAUGACAGAUAAGAAAUUGACCAUGGAACAGAUUGCCGAAAAGAUUAAUGCCGGUUUCGGUGACGAUCUCAAUUGUAUUUUCAACGAUGACAAUGCUGACAAAUUGGUUUUGCGUAUACGUAUCAUGAACAAUGAGGAGAACAAGUUCCAAGACGAAGAAGAGGCGGUAGACAAAAUGGAAGAUGACAUGUUCUUGCGUUGCAUUGAGGCCAACAUGUUGUCGGACAUGACACUGCAGGGCAUUGAAGCCAUUGGCAAAGUGUACAUGCAUUUGCCACAAACGGACAGUAAGAAACGUAUAAUCAUCACAGAUACGGGUGAAUUCAAGGCCAUUGGUGAAUGGUUGCUGGAAACUGAUGGUACCUCCAUGAUGAAGGUCCUCUCCGAACGUGACGUCGAUCCGGUGCGUACGUCGUCCAACGAUAUUUGUGAAAUUUUCCAAGUACUGGGCAUAGAGGCUGUGCGUAAGUCUGUGGAAAAGGAAAUGAACGCUGUGCUGCAGUUCUACGGUCUGUAUGUAAACUAUCGUCAUUUGGCCUUGUUGUGUGACGUAAUGACAGCCAAGGGCCAUUUGAUGGCCAUCACACGUCACGGUAUCAAUAGACAGGAUACUGGUGCUCUUAUGAGAUGUUCCUUUGAAGAAACCGUCGAUGUGUUGUUGGAUGCCUCAGCUCAUGCUGAAACUGAUCCUAUGAGAGGUGUAUCUGAGAAUAUUAUUAUGGGUCAAUUGCCCAAAAUGGGUACAGGUUGUUUUGAUUUGUUGCUGGAUGCUGAGAAGUGUCGUUAUGGUAUUGAAAUUGCCAACACUAUGGGUUCCAGCAUGUUGGGCGGUUCGGGCAUGUUCUUUGGCGCAGUGGCAACACCUAGUAUGUCACCUCCACGAACACCCUGGAUACAGUGUGGUACUCCUAAAUAUUUAUCACCUUCAGGACAAAUGAGUGGUAUGACACCAGGUGGACCCAGCUUUUCGCCCUCGGCAGCUUCUGAAGCUUCGGGUAUGUCACCCAUAUGGUCUCCCGCCCAUCCUGGCUCAUCACCAUCAUCUCCCGGACCGGCGAUGUCACCCUUCCUUUCGCCCUCACCCAAUGUAUCGCCACCCUCGUACUCGCCUACAAGUCCCAACUAUACGGCUUCAUCGCCGGGCGGUGCUUCACCCAGCUACUCGCCACUCAGUCCGAACUAUUCACCCACCAGUCCAGUUUAUGCAUCCAGCUCAUCACCCCGGUACUCUUCAACCACGCCCAAUUUCAAUCCACAAUCCACAGGGUAUCUACCCUCAACCAGUGGUUAUUCACCAUCGUCUCCCGUAUAUUCGCCCACCUCGAAUUUCCAAUCUUCAAGUCCCUCGUAUACGGGCAGCGGCUCAAAUAUGUAUUCACCAGCCAGUGCAUAUUCACCGACUUCUUCGAAUUAUUCACCCAAUUCUCCUUCUUAUUCGCCAACAUCUCCUUCAUACUCACCUUCAAGUCCUUCGUAUUCACCAUCAUCUCCUUGUUACUCACCAACAUCACCCUCUUAUUCUCCGUCAUCACCCACUUAUACUCCGGUAACACCUUCGUAUUCACCGUCUUCACCCAAUUGUUCGGCUUCGCCGCACUAUUCUCCGGCCUCGCCGGCUUAUUCCCAAACCGGGGUCAAAUAUUCUCCAACAUCACCCAAAUAUUCACCACCCUCACCCUCGUACGAUGGUUCACCGGGUUCGCCGCAAUACACACCCGGCUCACCACAAUACUCUCCAGCUUCACCCAAAUAUUCGCCAACUUCUCCAUUGUAUUCGCCGGCUUCACCACAACAUUCGCCAGCCAAUCAAUACAGUCCUACUGGCUCCAGUUACUCGGCCACUUCGCCCCGUUACUCGCCCAACAUGUCCAUCUACUCGCCCAGUAGCACAAAAUAUUCCCCCUCGUCUCCACCAACCUACACACCAACACGCAACUACUCUCCAGCAUCGCCUAUGUACUCGCCCACGGCGCCCUCACAUGGUUAUUCACCAACUAGUCCGGCCUAUUCGCCCAGUAGUCCCAACUACGAAGAAAGUGACGAUUAAAAAGCAGCAGCAGGACAAUAGAAUGCGGCCAGUUAGUUAUAUUGCUAUUUGUUUUAUAUCACUGGUCGUUUGCUGUAGAAGAAUUAGUGAACAAAGUGAUUGAAAAAGAAAGCAUUUCCUGUUUUAUCAUUCAACGGAUAUUAACAAUUAAAACAAUUUAUUUUAGACUUAAGACUUAAGGUUCUAAACAAGACAUACAGACAGACAGAUACACACACCUACCACUUGGAAUACACACUUUUAUAUUCUAUUAUAUUCUUAUUAUAUGGAUUGUAGUAAGUUUUUUUCUCUUAGAUUUUUUCUUUCUUUUCGUUUCGUCAUGGUUUUUAUUACAAAUUAGAUAAUUUUUUCUCUCUCUUUAUUCUAAAUUCGUCAAUAUUUAAUAUUUAAGUUACUUACGUUCGUUCUUUCUCUAUUUCUAAGUUUAAAACAAAAUUCAAAUUUAUCUAAAAUGACUUGAAAUCAUAUUAUUUUAAACUGUAAUUAAAGUAUAAUUACAACUUUUAUUAUGUGUAAUAUGUACUUUACAAACAACAGAACAACAAAUUUAAAUUUCAUUAUUAAAUCUUUAACUUAAAGUAUAAAUAUAUAUAUUUUAUCAACAAAAAAACAAACAAAAAAAAAAACAAAAAAAAGAAGAUUUUUAAUCAGCCUUAUUGUGUAAGCCUUUAGCGUUUUAUGCAAUCGACAGUCUCGUACUAGAUUAAAGAUAACAUGUAAACGGUUUCUUUAAUCUAGUACAAAACGCCAAUGCCUUACAUAAUACGUCUGCAUAUUAUGAUUACUUAUUAUAAUUUGUAAUAAAUUAAAUAAAACUCCAAAAAAAUAUACAAAAAAAAAAGUUACAAAAAACUUAAA